UGUGUGGGCGUGUUCCUCAAGGGCUGUUUCUCAGGUAACGGUGCACUAAAACCAGGAAUUGUACGUUAGCUUUAGACAGGCUACUUCAGGCUAGAAAGCUGCUCAAACAGAUGGGAGGUUCUUUACAGAGUGUGUAAAUCUUUAGAAUACACUUCUCAUAUCUAAACUCAGCUGUACUGAUGCGGUUUAAAAAGCUGUUUCUAUUUAUUCUUAAAGAGCUGAACUGAAGCACGAAGACAGAGUGCAGGUGAAAGUGAAAGCAGGAGAAUGAAGAUGAGAUUCCUGGGGAGGACCUGUCUUAUUGUCUUGAGUUUGCUACCAGCUGUUUCUACACAGAGAGGUGGAUGGCGUGUCGUUGGCUCUGAUCAGCCUGUCAUUGCUGAGGCUGGUUAUGAUGUCAUCCUGCCCUGUCACAUUUCACCCAGAGUCAGUGCUGUGGACAUGGAAGUGAGGUGGUUCAGGGACAGAUUCGACAGACCUGUUCAUUUAUAUCAGAACCAAAAUGAUCGGCUCAGCAGACAGGACUGUGACUACCAGGGCCGCACUGCUCUCUCUCCCUCUGCACUGCAGACAGGCGAUAUCUCUCUAAAUCUGAGAAACCUACGACUCUCUGACCGGGGCGUCUAUACCUGCUCAGCUGAUGAUGGAAGAUGGGCUGAAGACGGACAGACUGAACUGAUAGUUACAGGUGGAAGGGCUGUCGUUGGCUCUGAUCAGCCUGUCAUUGCUGAGGCUGGUUAUGAUGUCAUCCUGCCCUGUCACAUUUCACCCAGAGUCAGUGCUGUGGACAUGGAAGUGAGGUGGUUCAGGGAGAGAUUUGACAGACCUGUUCAUUUAUAUCAGAACCAAAAUGAUCGGCUCAGCAGACAGGACAGUGACUACCAGGGCCGCACUGCUCUCUCUCCCUCUGCACUGCAGACAGGCGAUAUCUCUCUAAAUCUGAGAAACCUACGACUCUCUGACCAGGGCGUCUAUACCUGCUCAGCUGAUGAUGGAAGAUGGGCUGAAGACGGACAGACUGAACUGAUAGUUACAGGACGAUGGCGUGUCGUUGGCUCUGAUCAGCCUGUCAUUGCUGAGGCUGGUGAUGAUGUCAUCCUGCCCUGUCGCAUUUCACCCAGAGUCAGUGCUGUGGACAUGGAAGUGAGGUGGUUCAGGGAGAGAUUCGACAGACCUGUUCAUUUAUAUCAGAACCAAAAGUAUCAGGUCAGCAAACAGGACAGACUUUAUUGGCACCGCACUGCUCUCUCUCCCUCUGCACUGCAGACGGGUGAUAUCUCUCUGCAUCUGAGAAACAUCCAGCCCUCGGAUAGAGGCGUCUAUACUUGCUUAACUGAUGAUGGAAGAUGGAAUGAAGAAGGACAGACUGAAGUGAUAGUUACAGCUCUGGGGACCCAGCCCUCAAUCUCUAUGGACUCUACACAAGGAGAGCAGACCCGGCUGGUGUGCAGAUCAGAGGGGUGGGACCCUGAACCUGAAGUGAUCUGGAGAGACAGGGAUGGAAACAAUGUGACAUCACUGUCCAACACAACAGUGCAGAGGGACAGUCAGGGGCUCCUCAGUGUCAGCAGCUACAUCAAAAUCAAACAGCAGUCCAAUGUGUUCUCUUGUCUGGUUAGAAGUAAAAUACCCAAACCAGACUGGGAAUCCAAACUCCACAUAUCCCGGGAUUUUUUCCCAGGAGUCUCUGGAUGGAUGGUGGCUUUCUUCUUGACUUUAGCUCUCAGUAUUGGAGCCAUUCCUCCGCUGGUGAUCCAAUGGAGAAGAAUGGAUGCCAUGGAGAGAAAGUUUGAGCCUAUGGCUGCUAAGUGCCUUCGUAAGGAACUUGAGUCUAUGAGCCGUGAGGUCCCUAAAUCAGAAUGGAAGUGGAUCCUCAGUUCAGCAGUUGAUGUGACUCUGGACCCUGAUACAGCACACCCCCGGCUCACCCUGUCUGCGGAGGGGAAACGAGUGAGAAAGGGAGCGAAACGGCAGAGUCUCCCUGACAAUCCAGAGAGAUUUGAUUACAGGCGCUGUGUGCUGGGCAGGGAGAGCUUCACCUCGGGGAGAGGCUACUGGCAGGUGCAGGUGGGGAGGAAUACAGACUGGAGAUUAGGAGUCAGCAGAGAGUCUGCCGAGAGGAAGGGGGAGUUCAGCAUGACUCCCCAGCAGGGUUACUGGACUGUGGAGUGGUGUGGAGGUGAGUUCACUGCUCUCACUGACCCCGAGACCCCCCUCCCCCUGAGCCUGAAGCCCCAGAAGCUGGGGGUGUAUCUGGAUUAUGAGGAAGGGCAGCUCUCCUUUUACAAUGUGGAGACCAGAUCUCACAUCUACACUUUCACUGACAUGGAGUUCAAUCCCAAUGAGAAACUCUAUCCAUUCUUCUGGACUUACAGUGAUACAUACCUUGUGCUGGAGUCCCCUGACCCUGACCCUGUCAGCACUGCAGAUUAAACACACAUUGCUGUCUGAACCAGGAAACUAUUCAAACAGCUCAGACAAUCUCCUCUUCACUUUCACUGACACUCUCUCUGCACUCUUCUGGGCUGAUGAGAAGAAAUCCUCUCUCUUCCAGCCUCUUACCCUGAGCCCCUCCUCUUUAUUUCUCUACACCCCCUUUCCUACUCUCCCUUCCUGUCUCCCUCUCUCUCUCCCCUCCACCUCUCCAUCUCCAGAUCCCUCUUUCUCUCCUCUUCUGCUCUCCUCUCUGCCUGCCCUCUGAUAUGUUAAUCCCCUCCCUCUCUCCACCUGCCCUCUACUCUUCCUCUCUCCUCUAUCCUCUCCCUCUCUCCUCCCUCUACCUCUCUCUUCCCUCCACUUCUCUCUCCUCCUCUGCCAUCUCUACUCCCCCUCUCUCCUCUCUACUCUCUCCUCUCCUUCUCUACUCUCUACUCUCCCUCUCUACUCUCCCUCUCUCCCCUCUCUCCUCUCCCUCUCCCACUCUCCUCCCUGCCCUCUACUGUCUCUCUCUACUCUCCUCUCUCUCUCCUCUCCCUCUCCUUCUCUCCUCCCUGCCCUCUCUACUCUCUCUCUCUACUCCCCCUCUCUCCUCCCUCUCCUUCUCUCUCUGUCUGUCUCUCUCUCUACUCUCUGCUUUUUGUAAUGUGAUAUUGUGCCCCCUCUACUUUUUAUAAUGUGAUAUUUUGUAACAACUGUAAGUCUCCCUGGAUAAGGACGUCUGCUAAUAAAUAAAUAAUGAUAAAAGACUUUCUAGACAAUAGAUGAAUGCAUUAUUUUCCAUGUAAUCAAUAUUUACACUGAAGCUGAGAUGCUCCCUGAAUAUUAUUCAUUGCUAAACUUCGUGAACUGAUUUCUGCUAUUUUGAUAUGAAUCUUCUGUUCUGUUUUUGUAGCGCAUCUAUUUUCUCUCUUUCUUGAUAAAAUGUAUAAAAGAUAUAACGGUGUUGUGUGAUUUACUGCUCAAUUGUUUACCUCGGCAAUCUUGAACUCGUAAAAAGAAAGACAUUCAUGACAGCAGAGUGCUGAUUAAAUGAGACCAUUACACAUAUGAA
Acipenser ruthenus (sterlet) is the source of this 3490-nucleotide messenger RNA. RefSeq names its product butyrophilin subfamily 2 member A1-like. The record is from RefSeq and is a predicted model, not a curated record. Bases 268 to 2433 code for a protein of 721 amino acids. Gene Ontology annotation, molecular function: protein binding. Lineage: Eukaryota; Metazoa; Chordata; Actinopteri; Acipenseriformes; Acipenseridae. The transcript is spliced from 12 exons.